AUGACCCAAUGGGCUAGUUUUGUGCGAGCGGAGAGCCCUUCCAACGGUGAAGACUUAGUCAAUGCAGCAGGGGCUGCCGUUGAAUCAGCCGACGAACCAUCUGGUCGAUCUGUGUCCGAUAGCCCUUACGACAUGAAAAGAGCCAACCAGUUCCUUCGGAUCGGCCGGGGAAGUCACUUUAUCCGGAUCGGACGUGGCGGCGCCAGUUCUUUCUUACGCAUUGGAAGAAAUCCGCUCAGUCAAUUCGUUCGGAUCGGCAAGGCUCCCUCUAGCAUGUUUCUACGCAUCGGGAAAAGUUCAGCUGCUGGAAACCCCGAGGUUGGGGAUUUGGCCGCCGGACCGUCAUCACUGGGCGACAGUAAUAUCGAUGAAGACGAGGUCCUCAAGAGAGCUAGUUCUUUCCUCCGAAUUGGUCGAUCCAACCCAUCAACAUUCCUAAGAAUCGGUAAAAGUGCUGGAAAUCUUGACGAAGAUACAGCCGCGAACGAAGAGAUCGUUACCGACGACAUUGACGUCCCGUCGGAAAGUGUGGCAAAACGAGCGAAUGCCUUUCUCCGGAUCGGAAAGAUCCCAGCGUCUUCUUUUGUUAGGAUCGGCCGGGGUCCCUACGGUAUUGACAACCGAAGCAACCCGCGCGGUUUCCUCUCGGUCGGUUCAAGGUUCGUUCGAAUUGGGAAACGUGAAGCCAUUCCAUCUGAAACAGGCCCGGUCCAUGCACGUCUCUUACCCAACCUUCAUGAUCAGGCACAGUGA
Molecule: messenger RNA, 753 nt
Organism: Acanthosepion pharaonis
Lineage: Eukaryota; Metazoa; Mollusca; Cephalopoda; Sepiida; Sepiidae
Source: the annotation of a GenBank genome assembly